This is a messenger RNA of Spirometra erinaceieuropaei, 7111 nucleotides long. The record is from the annotation of a GenBank genome assembly. Lineage: Eukaryota; Metazoa; Platyhelminthes; Cestoda; Diphyllobothriidea; Diphyllobothriidae.
AUGUCGCUACUUAGUGUUGGAACAGAAGAUGAGGAGGCCUUCGAGGACGUCCCGAUCGAUGCUCCAGUGACACUUCGUCCUGAAACGCACAACGUCGAAGGCGGGGCCGACUGCCAUGGAAGGGCUCCCACAAUGACCAUCAAGCUGGUUCGUGUUGAUCGCCCCCUUAAGGUGCGCGUCCUAAUUGUCGUUUUUAUCGUUCAUUUAGCUGGGUCUGGGGGACCUCACUGCGAGAAUAUUUUAUUCUUUCAAUUGCUAACGUAAUGAGGACGUUGUCCAUAGAGCAUGCCUAACAAAAUCUUGUGCUUCCAUGGCCCCAUGAAGGAAAAAACUAAUUGGCACGGUACGAGCCUACGCGAGGGACUUCAGGGAUUUACUAUUCCCCUAUAAGGUAAAGUACCCAGUUGAAUCUGGGUUAAAUCCGUGGUCCUUCAUAGUCCAGUGUUGUGGUGGUUUCUCCGAUAGCAGGAAAUAAACUUGAUUUGCUUAUUUCGAGUAUACUUGUCCUCGACAAAGGUAUUUUUGAGAACAUCUUUUAGAUCACUAGAUUUGGAUACUCCUACUGACCUGUUAUUCCUCUAAUGCAACCGAUCCUGACACUUAUUUCAGCCUCGCGAAUUUUGUAAGUGCAGAUCCAACGAGACAGGUUAUUUUAGCUGUCGUUAACACUGAAAGCUAUCACUGCCUUGGGAAUACGGUCUUCAAUAUGAAAACGUCAGAACCCACAGAGGGGUUUAGUCAAAUCUUUGCAGUACCAAGGACUUUUAUGCAAUUAUAUGAGAGGGUUUCUCCGCAUAACCUGUCAGAUUAAAAAUAAAGACUUGUAAUUCGCUGACCCAUUUCGGAAUUAGUCUCAAAAACUUAUUUGAAAAAAACUGCCUUUUUGUCUUUCAUCGCGUCUCAAGAUACCGCCUCGAAUCUGACUUGAAGCUGUCUCAGUGGAGUAUAGGGUUUUCUGAAGUAGUUAUAUUUGCUUGACUACAUUUCGCCACCUGUCAUUCCCACCAUACCACUUUGUGCUGGGGGGGAACAAGCUUUUCACCUGCAUCCAGAGCAGGCACAUUGGAUUCUCAGGGAAGUUCGCAGGUCAUUCUAUUAUAAAAAUACAGGCAUCUUUAACCUAAUUCGUUCUCGGUGCCAAUAAGUCAUACUAUAUACAAUGGUAGGGGGCGCUCACCGAUCGUUCUUACGGAAAUCACUCGUUCCGUUGUGCCUUACGGGCUCUCUCUCGAACCCAACCAGCAGCCACACAACGGCGCAUGAUAUAGGCAGAAUAGCAUUGCCGAAAAAUACAAGGGAGACUGGAGUGGCCAUUUCUGGCUUAUUAGCCGUCGUCAGCCAGUCAUACCUAACCCCGAAGUGUGGAACACCUGAGGCUCGAACUCGAGUUCAACCGGUAAAUAAAAUGCUAUUAGACCAAGAUUAGCAGGGGUUUAGUUUAGAGUUUUGACAGAGAAUUUUAUAGCCACUCGAAAUCGAUGAGCUCUGAACCUACGAAAAAAUGGUGCGAUUGAAACACUAACACAUGUAUCCAUAAUACAGGCUGAAAGUAACUACUGGGGAUCUUUGAAUCUUAGAGCAGUAGCUAAUAAAAUUCCCAUAUCUGCGCCCUGUAUUUCCAUGAUUCUAACAUGCUGUCACUCAAUGUUUUAGGGUUUUCCCUUCCUCUUUACUUUAGUUAAGACUUAUCUGUCCUUACGCAGCCUUCGGGAAAACAACCUUAAGUAACUUUUAAAGGUAAACAGAUUUCAAUUGAUUUCAAUCCAUCAAAUGACCUUGGGUACGUUUGGGCUUUUAGGUGUAUGCUACAUGAUAACAUGCAAGGUCAGUCGAGCGUUUUUUAAGCUGAACCCCAAGUCGCGAAUAGCAGCCCUCAAUGUGCAGGAUAAGUGGUAAUUUGCUAGCAUACACCCUCACCUCUGAAAGGACUCUAGGCUGCUGCCAAUUGUAAUACACAGCGGUUGUCAGCUGAUCUACCGCCGAUGCGCGCUAUGCAAUUUAAUUUGCAGGUUGACUCAUUCAUGCAUCCACCCAUCUCGUCAGUUGGCGUCCAUAUUAACUUUCAUCUGGUCCCUAUAUGCUGUGAGGGGGUGGCCUAGAUUGGCAACGCUUCUGAACCAAUUAAAUUCAAAUUUCCGUCUUGCCACCCUCAGCGCGGUCGCUAUUGGCCCUAAAGCAGUAGAAAGGCGGUCCCUGUUACUGUAAAGCGAAGGCACGAGUAGAAUUCAGCUCUCUUUUCGUUAAAGUUGCAUGUAAAAGCGCAAACGUACUUUCGAAUGAAUUAAAAUUAGCCUUCAGGGUAGUGAGCAUAAAGAGAUUUGUGGAAAUCGCGUGACGCAGAAUCACCUUUAAGGCAAAAGACUCCCGACGGUCCUUUUCACCAUCUUCGUGCAUAAUACCAGCUGAAAUUCGCUCGAUAUGAUAUGCUUGCUUUUCCAUCCGACAUCACUGCAGCCACCUAGCGUCACUUCUUCAAAGCCAUUACCUGGAUGCUUUGAAACACGAUGUCCCUGACAUACAUUUGAGUGAAGCCGACAGGAUGGACCGGACAGGAUGCAUUGGUGCCACCGGAUUUUAAGACUUCUUGCUAAACCGCUAAAUGCAUUUGCGAAUUUUUCAGUUGGAGAUUUCGAAAAAAGACUUUAUUAGUUAAAAAAAGCAAUAUAUUGUAUAGAAGGUUUGCAAUUUGGCGAUCUUCUGAGAUGUUUCUUGGCCUGCUUACGAAGAAUGCUAAUUGUUCCAGGUACCGUACGCUACUUUAUACUAGUUACAAUGGAUCCUCCUUUUGGAAAUCAACAGUUGCUAUCGGAGAGCAAGUUUCAAGAACUUUUGAAAUCUUGCGAACAUGCAACAAUUCGCAGGUUUCUGAGAAUUAAAAAUGCCAGCGACUAUAAUUGUGCAUAUUCUGUAAAGUGAUCAUAAAAGGGGAAUCUGCCAAACUUUCACGUGGACAAUACUGCCCCAUAAGGAAUAAAUUUUUUCAAACCUAGAUAACCUAAUUCACGUUAGCCCAUGAAGAAAUUUUAUCAGGCCGAUGUUACAUUCUAUCCAAACUCUAACGAGCUUACACGUAAAUCCUGUCCGAUGUCUUUAAAUGUGUUACCAAGUAAAAAGGGAUUUCCGUAGAGGAAUUGUAAAACUAAAACAUAUGAGAAGUCGUAUCAGUCUAAUGCGUGCACUGUGGUAUGGCGAAUUUCAAUUGCGAUCUUCCCACCUGAUGUCCAUUCUUUAAUUUGUGAAAAUACUCAUUAAGAAACCUCUAUGUUGGCUAUUCUGCCUAGAAAGACUUAAAAGAAAAGUGAUACGUUGCGUUUCUGCAGGAGAAUGGGACAUCUGACUCAGAAAAUCGACUCAAACUUUUUGGAAUGUUCACUUGAAUGUGAGUGCGAGUGAAAAUCUGCGAGCUUUGUUGAGGUGCGACAAAGAUCUACCGCAAACCUGCAUCAGUAUUGUGCCAGGAUAUUACUACACGACAGCGACACCUUGAGAACCCCAUGUGAACGCUCGUAAUUUUUAAAAAUACGGUAACUGCAUAAGCACGUUAGAGGUGUAAGUUGCUAUUUAUUUAAAAUACCAGGUUUUUUAGACGACCUAAUUUUCAUAAAAACUCUGAAUUACCAACUUUUGGUCAUCCAAAUUAAAGUAAUCGAUUUAUGUCCACAGAGAGAAUCAGUAGAUAAACCAUAUUGUGUACUGGGCGGCUUUAUUGAGUGAACUAGGCGUAGGUGGUUGGAACUAUUCGGAAUGCACAGCCAGUGCGUAGUGUUCCAUAAAUUUAUAUGAAGAUAUAUCAUAUAAAAAUUCUUACGGCAGGGUAUCGGAAAUAAAAAUUGGCACAGGUGGAAAACGUCCGUCGCCCGACAAGGUCGAACAGUCGACCCCCGCACUCACGUCUGGUACACCACCACCUGCUAGACUGUUGGCAACGUGCCUAUCAGUUGUGCAUAACAGUCGGCACUCCCCAUUUCUUGACUCACAAGGCAAACAUAUAAGCAGACUUUGUCUCAAUAUCCCCUUAGUAUUUGUCGAUCCAUCACUAUUAUUUCUCGCUUCGUAGCUUUGAAACCGUUUGUCCGUUAUCCCGUCUCUUGCUUUCGGAGUUCAUUUCUCUGCGAAGGCAAACAGAUCGGGUUUGAGCAUAAGCAUGCUCUGUCUUACGGUCAUACAUGCUGACGUGCUCAAAACUUCAUCAGCAUAAAUAAAGCCCCGGAUAACCAUCAACAGACACUGCCCGUAGGUACCGAAAUUUCCUGAUUGGAGCACAAAGAUGCGAUGAUAGGAUGCUGGCGCGGAAUGCCCAAGAUCCACGUCCGAUUCCCGUGUUGGGCACAACUUAUUGUCACAUUUUUGUUCAUAUAUUUGGCAAAAGCACAAAUUGGCAGUGUGCAACACCAUUUUUAGGCUUUAGUAGAGUCCAUACACCUCUUUUACGUCCACAACUUUCAGAGAAAACCAAUUCUCGUAUUAGAGGAUACAACUGCCGAGGAGCAGUUUCUAUUUGCAGAAUUAUUGAGUCAUUUCUGUUCCAUCCGCUGUCAACUAAAAAGAAACAUGAAUAUGAGACCUUUGAGAAAGGCACAGUAAUAUUCGGCACAUUUGCACGCUCGACAGUCGACAUCCACCCAGAAUUCAGACACCCUUAUCUUCUGCAGAAGGCUUCUCGCUACACUAGGGUACUCAUGUGAAGAACAAGUUUUGAACAGAAACGGUGCAGGGAUGAGUCACUUUAUAUACUACCUGAAUUGCAAAAAAUUGACACAUUUUGUUUUUACAUUCAGGUUCUUUCUCUGCUCCUUUCCAUCCUGGCAUUCGUACUGUUGGUUGUGUCCACCUUCAGCACAUUCUGGAUGCACGCAGAACAGACGAGAAUGGGCAUCAUGCAGGAAUGCUUUGAGAGGAAUCAGGAAGAGGUCUGCGUCCAAAAGGCCUGUUGCGAGGGUAAGACAAUUUCAAAACGUCUAGGGCCAGUUUCUCCUUCCUUCACAUGUUACCGACGACUAUGCUCAUUUUUGGGAUGUCGAUAUCAUCGAAACUAAGUAGACUGGAGUAAAAGAUGGGUUCAAUUCCUAGAGUCCCAACAAGCCUUAUAGAGGAGAAUCCUCACAUUAAGCAGAUUCCCCUCCCUUUUCCCCCUCCCUAUGCUUCGAAAUGAAUUAAUUUGCAAUAACUCCCUCUUCUGGCAUAUCUGGACCGCCUCAACCCUCUCUCUCACAACUACUGUUUACCGUCUGUUGUCAGUUUUGCUGCGCUACCGCAAUUUAUAUAACUUUGAGGACCCGACGAGGAUUAAUCAAAUGCGUAGCUUCGUCGAACUCGACUUCUCCAAAAAGUUGUCCGUUGGCUAUUAAGAAAGUGCCGGCGACAAUUAUUUCGCAGACUGAUGACUAAUCAAUAUAAGCCAGACGCUGAUGAUUUUAUAAAGAGAGGCUUGCCGGUUGAUAUUCUUACGAAAGCAUACAUGGGUGGCGUAUAGCUGUAGCAUAGAUCGCGGUAGAAUGUGAUGGGUGAAUCGGUUGAUAAAUUUGUUACGUAUAAUUCAGCAACAUCAGAUAUUUUGAAUAGAGGAUAAAAUUCAGUAAAUAUAGUUUCAAGGCGAGCCCUCACGCAUAAAAACAGAAGAACAACCAGCAUUCAGUGAAGGGCGGUAAAAACAGUCCGAAUUCAUAUGCAUCUCAUAUAUAUAUAUAUAUAUAUAUGUAUGUAUACAUAUACAUCAUAUACAUAUACUCAUAUACAUCUUCUUUCACGCUCUCAGCACCCUUCCUUAUCUGCAUGGUCCUGGCAAUCACGAGUCUUGGCCUCCUGUUCCUCGCAAUUCUUCUCUUCAUCUCAGCCCUACUGGUACUCAACUUGGUCGCCAAACGUCGUCUUUACAACACCACCAUUGCCUUCCUCGGGCUCGCAACUCUUGCCUACACCGCGUGCGUCGUCAUCCAUCCAGUCUUUUUCGCACUAGAGUUCUCCGAAAGCGGGAAGGUAAGUUUUGCGUGAUGGGUAGUGGCUUUUUUGCUGGAAACAGAAAUUCUAAAGAAACUGCAAGCCUUUUCGAUCCAACGGGAGCGAAUUUCCUAGAGCGUGUAUCGACUUCGCUCCAGACCUCCAGUCCUUGUGCUCUCAGUAUUUUCCUCAAGUAAGUAAACAGAAGACAAAGUGUUAGAUGAAUGAAAUUUCGGCCAUCCGGGUCGUUAACGUCCACAACAUUCCGGGGGGGGGCGGGAUAACUUGUUGAUGAAGCAGAUUCUAGUGACCUCGCUUACUGGUACUCACCCGUCGUGUCCCAGAUGGGAGGGUGUGGCUGGAUGCAGCAGUCGACUGGACAUUCUCGCCGUCCUCGUAAGCCACGCACAUGCUGAUCGCCGUACCUGCAUGAGCCCGGCUUUACUGACUUCCAAAAUCACAUCGGUAAGUUAGAAGAAGAAUAAUAGCAUCUCUUUGAAGCAAAUCACUCUAUUUUUCACAAAAACUCAUCCCAGUCAGGAUGGCUAAAAUACAGACGACUAUACAUAGGAGAACGCGGGUAGCAGAAUAAGAGCAUAGCUGUUAAUCUGACAAGAAAAGCCUUCAUUUUUAUAUCGGAGUCUCACUACCUGUCGGAAAUCUUGCGUGGGAUGGUAUGACUAAGUGUACAUAGGCUGGCUUGCGGUAGCAGAUAUGACGGAAGGCACGGUAAAUUUAGAGGAACAAAAGAAGACGAAGGCACGAUCACCGGGACGGUAGAUUUAUUGGUCUUGGCUUUCGACCUCGAACAGGAGUUCAUCAGAAACUGUUAGAGGGCAGCAACUUGUGAACAUUUAUAUCGUUGUGCCGUGAGGGGGAGGGAGAAUUACGUCCGUGGCUAGGUCUGGUUUGUGCUGCCUGGCCCACAAUGGUCCCCCGGCGUGGUGACGGCGUUUGUACUUCGCGGCGAUGUGAUCUGCGCCACCGGGCUGCGUGGGUGAAGCGCGUGACAACACGCAGGUAAAUCAAUGUGUCUAUUGAUGGAGUUGCUUUCCGACACCCACGCUUCCAACAGUUCUCGCCCCGUCUUGUUGCCGGCUCGCGCCAAUAUCCGCGUGCUGGCGAAGUCCAACUCAUGGCCCUCCUCCAGUGUGCGAGUCGCGACUUGAGAUAG